AUGGAAUAUGACGAAUUAAACGAUUUGAUAAACAAAUUUAAGGACAAUCCACAAGUGUUAAAAGAGUUUGAAAAUAUUUAUAUACAAAAUAAUUGUAAUUUUUACAGUAAAAUCAAAAUUGAAGAUAUUGAGCAGGGAUAUGCUCAAAAUGGGGAAGGAAAAGUUCGAAAUGAGGAAGGAAAAAUUCAAAAUGGGGAAGGAAAAAUUCAAAAUGGGGAAGGAAAAAUUCAAAAUGGGGAAGGAAAAAUUCAAAAUGAGGAAGGAAAAAUUCAAAAUGAGGAAGGAAAAAUUCAAAAUGAGGAAGGAAAAAUUCAAAAUGAUGAAAGAAACGAGUUUGAACGAAUCACAAAUAAAAACUUUUAUAUAUAUACAGAACAAAUGGUAAAGAAGCUGAUUAAAGAAAAUGAUGAAAUAAACAAAACUUAUGAGGAAAUAGAAAAAUGUAAUAAUACAUAUGAUGAUGUAAAUAUAAUAUUAAAUAAAUAUAAAAAUAAUAUAAAAGACAUUUCAGAUAAUAUUAAAAAUAUAGAAAAUUUGACAAAUAAUAUGGAUGAUAAAAUUAAAAAUAGAAAAAAAAUUGUUGAAUUAUUGAAUGUAUAUAUUAAAACUGUUUUAAUAACCCCACAAUUAACUAAUGAUAUAAUUAAUAACGAAAUAAAUGAUAUGUUUAUUAAAAAUAUAUAUAUUCUAAAUAAAAAAAUAGAAAAUUGUAGACAUUGUUUAUUUGAUUCAUAUCCUAGUAUUAGUACAUCUUAUAAUGAAUUGGAAAAGCUUAAACAUAAAGCUAUUAAUAAAAUAUAUAAUUUUUUUAUUUCAAAAUUAAAUGAUAUAUCAAAUAAAAAAAAUAAUAUAUAUCUUAUUCAACAACAUAUAAUUAAAUAUCAUAUACUUAAUACAUUUUUAUAUAAUAAUAAUAAAAAUGCAUAUACAUAUAUAAUUAAGAAAUAUAUUACUAUUUUAAAUAAAACUUAUUAUAACUUAUUCCAAACUUAUAUUUCCAAUUUUAUCGAUAAACAAAUCAAAUUUAAUGAUGAUAUAACAAUUGGAAAAUCUUCACCAUCAUAUUUACAAGACAAACAAAAUAAUAAUUUAGGAAAUACAAACAAAUCUUCUACUAACUACCACCCCCCCCCUCAACCAUCCUCUACCUUCGCAGACGCAACCCAAAUCGGAAAUUCCCAGAACAGGUCGGAAAAUCGUCCCAAAAAUCACGACACAAAUCGUGCACCAAAUAACGACAAAAAUUGUGCACCAAAUAACGACCCAGAUAACGACCCCAAUAAUGCUGCCGGGAUAUUCGUUUCCAGUCUUACGGGAAUUGGGGAAGUAGGGAGUUCAGGCAUCGCUCUUGCAAAAAAUAAAAUGAUGGAUAUGUUUGGAUUCAGUUUUAAAAAUAAGAAUAUAACUGAUAAAAGAGAAAAUAUAUUUUUAUUAAAUAAUAGAGAUAAUAUAUUAAAUGAUAUAAAAAAUGUAUUUUUAAACGAUGAUAAAGAAAAAGAAGGUAAUGAAAAUAAUUCAGUACCAACUAUUUCUAUAUCUAAUAAUACAAUAUAUUAUUUUGAGCAUAUUUAUAAAUUAAUAAAUAAAUUAUUUAUAGAUACUGGAACGAGUGAAUAUUUAUUUAUUUCAAAAUUUUUUAAAAAUUAUGAAAAUAUUGAUUUUUUAUUUUUGGAAAUAUAUUCUAAAACUAUAUCAGUAUGUUUUAAUUAUUUUAUUAAUUUUAUAAAUACAACAUUUGAUUUUAUUUCUCUUUUUAUUAUUUAUAUAAUUAAUAUAUAUAAUGCUUAUAUAAUUAAAAAUAGACAAAUUUUAUUAUUAUAUGAGGUUGUAGAAAAAAUUCAAAAUAUUGUUUGGAAUAAAAUACAUUACAUUAUCAAUGAAAAUUAUAAGUCUAUUACAAUUUUUGUUAAUCAUGAUAAUUUAUCAUUUUAUAAAUUAGAUAAAGAUCAAAUUCAAGAUAAAAAAACAGUAUAUAACACAAUUUAUCGAACUCAAAUUGUUGCACCUUAUAUUCUUACUGAUAAAAAUAGCAUUCCCAUAAAUUAUACUGAAGAUAAGUUUGUACAAAUAUAUGAUGAUAAAAAAAAUAAAGAUCUUAAAAAUGAAUUAGAUGAUAUAAAAACAGGAAAUAAUAUCAAUAAAAUGAACCAAAUUUAUAUCACUCCACAAUCUAAUACUGAACUAAAAAACAAUUACAUAUAUAAUAAUGAAAAAAUCAAAAAUACAACACAACAAAAAGCAACAAACCUCCUUAGUUCUUCAUUUCCAAUUCAUAUUAAAUAUGAUGUACAUUCUAUUACAAAAGCAUUUUCUGAUUUUUAUUCAUCUUUAAUUAUUUUAAAUAAGCUUGCAUAUGACUAUGAAUUCAUGUUUCGAAAGAAGUGUUCAGAAGGGAAGCACACAAAUGAAAAUGAAGCGGAAAACGGGGCGGAAAAUGAAGGGGAAAACGGGGUGGAAAAUGAAGGGGAAAACGGGGCAGAAAAUGAAGGGGAAAACGGGGCGGAAAGACAUAUUGAAUAUGUAGAAGAAGAAAUACAUAAUGAACUAAUAAAUAAAUAUAGGCAUUUAAAUAAUUUUAUUUCAAAUUUUGAAAAUAUGAUCAUAAAUGUUUUAUUAAAUUUAUCAAAUAAUUUCCAAAAUAUAAAUGAUAAAUUAUUAUUUCUAAUAAACAAUUAUUAUCACAUUAUAACCAUUUUAAAAAAUAACAAAAUAAAUGAAGACAAAAUAAAUCCUUUUGAAAAAGUUAUUGAAAAAAAUAUAUCCUAUUUUAUUGAUUUACAAUUAAAUAAAUAUAUUAAAGAUAUAAUUUUGUUUGUUUCUAAACAUGAACAUAUUUUAGAAAAUAUUGAAAAAAAAUAUAUAAAUGAUAUAACCAAUAAUAACAUAAAUAAUGUUAAUAUAUUAUCACAAAUAGAUAUAAAAUUAAUGGAAACUACUGCUUUAUUUUUUACUAAUAAAUGGAAAGAAUUGCUUAAAAAUGUAGAGGACGAAAUUUUAAAAUCAUUUUCAAAUCGUGUUAAUUCUAUAAAUAUAUUAAAAACCCUUAAUACAAAAAUACUUUUAUAUUUUACACGAUAUCAACAGCUAAUUAAACAAAUUUUCAAAAAUUCAGAAACCCCAUUAUCUCUCCAAAAUUUGCCAUCUAUAGAUAUAAUUCUUACACAAAUAAAAAAAAAUUCAAAAAAUUUAGAUAACGAAGGAGAAUAUUUCUAA
Molecule: messenger RNA, 3213 nt
Organism: Plasmodium yoelii
Lineage: Eukaryota; Apicomplexa; Aconoidasida; Haemosporida; Plasmodiidae
Product: vacuolar protein sorting-associated protein 52, putative
Exons: 1
Coding region: 1-3213 (1070 amino acids)
Biological process (GO): retrograde transport, endosome to Golgi; Golgi to vacuole transport; endocytic recycling
Cellular component (GO): GARP complex
Molecular function (GO): syntaxin binding
Source: RefSeq, a predicted model, not a curated record